AUGCCUAUUAGCAGUGGGUUCUUUAAUAUCGAUAACCUCUCGCAAGGCGAGACUGUUCAUCAGCGAUGUCUCAUCGUCAAGGGCUCCUGUAGAGCGGCCUUCAUUACUACUGAGAACCAGAAUGUAUCGGGAUUUCAGGACUUCCCAGCGCAAAGCUAUCCGGUUGUCCAAGGCCGCUUUGCCUUCCUUACCAUGCUCUCUGAGGGACCUAAUAACCUCAUUAUUCGACUUGGCAGCCAUUACAAUAGGACGACAUCAUUGCCUUCUACUGAAACAAUUGUUGUUUCCCUCAACUAUUACCCAUUAUUAAACACUCCACCGCUUCAUCUUGCCAUCAUGAUUGCCAAGGACUCCCCACUGAUUAUCGAUUGUCCGCCUGGUAGAAGUGGCGGCCUUCCAAAUGGGCAUUCGACCCUGGACGCCGUGAUUGCCAAGUUCCGCAUCGCGGCCUACAUGUGGCAAGCCCUCACUGCUGAAGAUAUGCGAAUUAAGGGCCUAGGUCGUCGUUCGUUCCGGCUUGAGGAGGAGCGGACAGCCAAUACCACCAGUCAGGCGUUUUUAUAUACUGAGGCCCAAGAGACGCUACAUGCUAAUAACAACAUAGGCCCUACGGCGAAGAUCCAUCUGGUCGGGACGGAUAAGACGGUUAUGGAAUUGAGAGACCCGAAUAUUGCUCAGCAGAAUAAACAGGCCUCUGAUAAGAAUCAGCUUUUUAACAUCUUCCUGGCUGCGCUGAAAAACUAUGGCCAUCCCUUCGACCCGUCCAGUCACCCAAUCGUUGCAGGCCUGAUUCUCGACUCCCAUUACUCCGUCGACCAGAAUCUUAUCCUCGCACACGCGGCACUAGGAGCCCAUAACGGCCAUGGCAUCUCGCUAGGGAUGUUUGGCAGUCAUCUUACCUACUCCUGGCCACGGUUUAUUGAGGAAGUUCAUGAAUGUCUGCUCGAUACCAGAGCCCCUGGACCAACUCUUGGCAAUGACAAUGGCGAAUGUGCCACCAUGUGGGAGGCUUGCUCGAUCGGCCAAGGUGCUUUCCUCCACGAAGUCGGCCAUGCCUUUGGUGCACCACAUAGCACCGGCAUCAUGGUACGUGGCUACGCUGAGCACUGGCCCAGGAACUUUCUCUCUAGAACGGCAUACAGCGUGGCUCACAAGCGGGAAGGUGUUGUCGUCAUAGAGGGGCAGACGGCGAAUAAUGCAAGAUGGGAUCUACGCGAUGCGCUCUCGUUCAGAUUAUUCCCGCACUUUUGGAUUCCGGGCGAUGAGCUUCUUGAACCGGGUGUCCGAGCUGAAACGCCCAGUGUUGUCGUAAUAGGACAGGGAGAUCCAGCGAAGCUGGGCAUCCAACUAUCAUGUCGAGCCAAGGUCGUGCAGGUUUCCUUCAACGAUAAUCUAGAGUCGUAUCCCACAGUCGUCUCCCCGUGCAAUAACACCAUUUACCUAAUGAAAGACCUCAAAUCCCGCUUCCCCCGCAGGGACAACAGGCCCCUCAAACUUACUGUGCUCGGCAUGAAUGGCAAGACCCGCACCGUUCACGACGUCUGGCGCCUGUUUGGGCUUGAAGAUAUUAUUAGAAUCCCGGGCUCCAAGGUGGUGUUAACGAAGCAAUCUAUUUUAUGUGCUCAGAUGGAAGCCGAUGAAUAUAAGGAGCCCGAUGCCUCGACUGUUUGGUCCUGGGCGACCUUACUAGCUAAACCUAGAGAUGGCUUAGGCUACGGACCUAGAUCUAUGAAACACGUCAAAUCUAUUGAUGUCCGUACAGGUGCUUAUUUGGAUGGCUUGUAUAUCGAUUUCGAUGAUGGGGAGCGUGUCAACUGUGGACCGCGAUUAAGACGGAAUGGAGAUAAGCACACCUUUGGCGGACAUGCUGCAAAGAAGGUUGACUUUACCCAGGGUGUGGGUAACUAUGGAGAUCGCGAAAUUGUGAGGAUUGAAGUGGCCAGGGCAGAUAAUGUCAUUACAGGCAUGCGGAUUUAUUUGAAGGAUGGGACACAGGGAGGUGAGCUGAGCGGAUACGGUUAUGUGAAAGAGACCUGUGUGCUUGACUACAAUGGGCCCAAGGCUGUAGCGAAGAGGGGAAACAGGAGAGUGAAGAGAUGCGACGGAAUGAUUGAAAUUGUUUAA
Molecule: messenger RNA, 2124 nt
Organism: Histoplasma capsulatum G186AR
Lineage: Eukaryota; Fungi; Ascomycota; Eurotiomycetes; Onygenales; Ajellomycetaceae
Exons: 3
Coding region: 1-2124 (707 amino acids)
Cellular component (GO): cytoplasm
Source: RefSeq, a predicted model, not a curated record